AUGUCCAACCGUCACAAGCGGACCCCAGCACAGUCCAGCGAGGCCCGUGCACGCUUGCGCCUACUCCAAGCUCAGCAAUGCGACAGACACUUCGCUCGCGAUGAACGGAAGUCCAUUGAGAUGCUACAGCGCUGCCCCAUCCCCGACCACUUUUCCAAUGUCAAGACCGUGGUUUCUGACCUAGAUUCCCAACGUCGUGCCUUCCGCAGCAAAGACGGGGUGGCUCCCGAGACUUCUUCAUUCCCGCUCACUCUUCAUUUUCGAGUUCCUUCCGCACUCUUGGGACCGGGAAACGAAAGUGAUUCAAAUGCUACUCUACAAACCGGGCUGGAACCAGGCUCGACCCCCGGUGUGAAUGUCAUUGUCGGUCAAAAGGAAGAUAGUUCUUCCGAGCUUGUCAACUUCUCGUCCUCGGUCACCGGUCACCCGUUGUCACCUCCGCCGGUACAGCUCUCCCGCGAAGACUUGCUCUCCUUUGGUGACGACGAGACAAUUCGUGCCUCAGGUCGCUCUCCUAUCAAGAAGACAUUUGCCUCGUACGACGAAGUUUCCUUGGCCAACGAAUUCGGCGAGUUUUUCGGAUCCAAUUCUGACUCUUUCGAGGACGAGAAAACGUCGGUCCACGUGCUUGCGGUUGGCGAAGAUUCAUCAGACGUUGGAUCCGACGGCGAGAGCACGUUUUCAUUCCACGCGUCGGAUGACGGAACCAACUUUGAAGAUUCCUUGUCCGACGGACAGUCAGGAGCUCACGUUAACCAAGAGACCGACCUCGACAAUGAUUCUGUAGACGAUGAAAUGGAGGAUUUAGACGUCCCACCUCCACGUCCACCCUCACGACUUUCACUUCUAGACGAAGAAAUCGAAGACGAGCCUCCGUCGUCCGACUUCGUGUUAACUGUACCACCUACGGAAGACAACAACGACGCCGUGGACGAACAGCAGGAUGAAGAAGACGAGGCGGCGGAUCGCGCGAUCCAACGCGCACUUUCCGCCCGACGUGCUCGGUUCUUCCACACUGAGUCGCGCACCGCAGUCGCCGACAUGCGUUAUGUAUUGUUCUCGUCUCGCUAUAUGUCCGACGGUGGCAACCCGCAAUUCGUCGAUGAAGAAGAGGAAGAAAACAGCAACUGCCAAAAAGGAGGUGCAUGCUUGCGACGCGCACCGGUCCCUUGCGCUCGCGCUUCCGAGAUCUGGACAGAUAAUCGAGGCCGGAGCGCCGUCGUCCGUCGUCCUUUGGUGGCGAUCGGUGCUCGCACACGUUAAGGGUAGUGGUUAACUAGUAACAGGUGGUUCGCGAAGGUCGAAACGUACCCAUGACGCUUCCUAAAAAUAAUCCACGAAAAGUAUGAAGAAC
Molecule: messenger RNA, 1354 nt
Organism: Punctularia strigosozonata HHB-11173 SS5
Lineage: Eukaryota; Fungi; Basidiomycota; Agaricomycetes; Corticiales; Punctulariaceae
Exons: 3
Coding region: 1-1263 (420 amino acids)
Source: RefSeq, a predicted model, not a curated record